CCAGAAACAAAAAGACCAAAAAAAAAAGUUUUCGAAAAUAAAAAAACGAUUUUACAUAUAUAUUUUUUCCUCCUCUCCUCAUCAAAUCAAAAACCAAGAUAGAUCAGAGAGGCUCGAAGCGUGAUUCAAUCUCGUUUCUGAAUCGAGAUUUCGUAUUUCUUCUCCGAGAUUGAAAGAGAAAAUUGGUAGGGAAUCCGAUGGAGAAUCGAUUCUAAUACCUAACGGAUGUGCAGCAGCAAUCGAACAAUCAGAUUCGCCGCCAUGGAUUCCGGUUCGGUAAACUCCUCCUCCGUCACCAGCCCAGGCUCCAGCCUUAACGACGAGCCGCACCGAGUGAAGUUCCUCUGCAGCUUCCUAGGCAGCAUACUGCCCCGUCCCCAGGACGGGAGGCUGAGGUACGUGGGAGGGGAGACGAGGAUCGUGAGCGUCUCUCGAGACGUUCGGUACGAGGAGCUGAUGAGCAGGAUGAGGGAGCUUUACGAGGACGCGGCGGUUUUAAAGUACCAGCAGCCUGACGAGGAUCUCGACGCGCUGGUCUCGGUUGUGAACGAUGACGACGUGACGAAUAUGAUGGAGGAGUAUGAUAAGUUAGGAUCCGGAGGGGACGGGUUCACUAGGCUUAGGAUCUUUCUGUUUUCGUCGUUGUCUCUGGAGAUGGAUGGUGGUGGUGGUGCUUCCGGGUAUGAUGAUCAGAGGAGAUAUGUUGAUGCGCUUAAUAAUUUGGUUGAGGGGACGGAUUUUAGGAAAGUGAUGCAGUAUCCUGACUCGCCUCGGUUCAAUUUAAAUGACGUUGAACCGGUUUUUAAUCAGCUGGCUAUUGAGAGUGGGAGUCAGAGGGGUGGAAAUGAGAUACCUGUUGCGCAGUAUAACAACCUUCACCAGCUGAGGAUCCCACGUGUGGGUUCGGGGCAGAUGAUUGCGUCUAGGUAUGGUGGUGACGUGGAAGGUACGUGGAGUCCUUACUAUUCUCCUCGGCAUCAUGGUCAUUUUCAGGAGUUCCCGUCUUCGCCUUCCUCUGCUCGUUACCGGAUGCCGUAUGGGGAAGUUCCUGAGGAUUACGCGAGGGUAGGUCAUCAUCCUUUGUAUGAACAGCACCAGGGACAGGUUGUUCCUGAUAACGUGGUGUGGGUCCCGGCUGGGGCCACGCAGCUUGAGAGUAAAGGAGGUUUUCCUGGGAACGUGCUUCACGGUGGUGGUCCAAGUGGUGGGUAUGAAGGUGGUGGUGGUAAUAUAUGCGAGAGCUGUCGUGUGCCGUUUCAUAAGAACCAUCAGCCGUUUGAGCAGUCUAAUGGGUUUCAGCCGGCUCCUUCUGCUCAUUGUGCGCAGUGUCCACCCAACAGGGAGCCUUUUAUGCUUAACGCGGAUCCGAAGCCUCCUACUCCUCAAGGGGGUUAUGCGAAUGAGACUUUCGGGCAUGAAAGAGGAUGGAUAGUUCAACAACAGGUGAAUCCUAAUCCUAAUCCUCCACGUAUUGAUGAUGGGAGGCCACUUUUAUCUAAUGUUGGAAGACCAAGUGAUCAUUACACUCUUGAUGGUCCUGGGAUGAAUUAUCCUUUUGGCCACCGACCAGGACCUGAAAUUUCCAAUGAAGGGUUUCAUGAUAAACCUCUUGGUGGUGGCAUUCCUUUGAACCCGUCCAACCCUGAGGAACGUGGGUUUCACUACGGGAAUAAUCUGUAUGCUCCAGGACCUGAAAGUAUUCACUCAGCAAGUCAUAGCCACGUCUACCCGCAGCAAAAUAUAUGGCAGAACGUUCCAAACCAUAUAACUGGUGCUCCAGGCUUGCCUAUUCAGCAAGUCAAUGGCACAGCUAAUCAAGCUGUUAUCAGGAAUCCGAUAGACAGUGCUUCUAGAUAUUCUAUUGGAGUGGAGAAUCAAAGUGUUUUAGUCGGUUCUCCGCAGAACAUUUCAGGCUUUGAUGCCAUAUCUUCUCCUGGCCAGCCUUACUACCCCAAUCCCCAUUUUCAAGAUAGAGCCUUCCCUUUAGACCCAAAUUGGGUGCCAUCUGAGAACCAGGCUGUUCGUAGCGAAUAUCUACAGGGGAUUAAGCCUUUAUCAGGGCCCAUGUUACAGACAAACCUCGAUGCUGCACCAAUUAUGCAGACACCAGAUUGUGUUGAAGUGGUGAGGCCCGUGGAAAGCAAGGUUGCUCAGGGAAGUGAACACAUCAACUAUGUUGAUACUGGUGUCACAGAUGGUGUUCAUUGCCUAGAUAAACAUCAACCCUUAGCUGAAGGAAAGAAUGAUGUGGUAGAAGUUAGUCCUUCUGCUGCUGCUGCUCCUCCUUCUGAAGGGGCGGAGCUAUCAGUCGAGCGUUUGAGUUUCUUGCCCGAGUUAAUGGAAUCUGUGAAGAGGGCGGCACUUGAAGGAGCUGCUGAGGUGAAAGCUCAUCCAGAAGAAGCCAACGAUCAUGCGAGGCAGGAAUUGGUGGAAAACGAAUCAGAGCAUGUGAAUGCUCAAGUCGAACAUGAGGAUUCUGAUAGCGACAAUCCAAACAAUUUUAAGAUUGAGCCAACAAAGGCGGAGGCGGAAGCUCUAUCUAGGGGACUUCAGACUAUAAGAAACGAUGAUCUGGAGGAGAUCCGAGAGUUAGGUUCUGGAACAUAUGGAUCUGUUUACCAUGGCAAAUGGAAAGGCUCAGAUGUUGCAAUAAAGAGAAUCAAAGCAAGUUGUUUUGCAGGCAAACCUUCUGAAAGGGAACGUUUGAUAGAAGAUUUUUGGAAAGAAGCUCUGUUACUGAGCUCAUUGCAUCACCCGAACGUUGUGUCUUUCUAUGGGAUAGUUCGUGAUGGUCCUGAUGGUUCUCUAGCAACUGUCGCUGAGUUCAUGGUUAACGGAUCUUUGAAACAGUUCUUGCAGAAGAAAGACAGAACUAUUGAUCGUCGCAAAAGACUCAUCAUAGCCAUGGAUACUGCUUUUGGGAUGGAGUAUUUGCACGGAAAAAACAUAGUUCAUUUCGAUUUGAAGUGCGAGAAUCUUCUUGUGAACAUGAGAGAUCCUCAGCGUCCUGUGUGCAAGAUCGGUGAUUUGGGUUUAUCUAAGGUGAAACAGAAGACUUUAGUGUCAGGAGGUGUUCGCGGGACAUUGCCAUGGAUGGCACCAGAGCUCUUGAGUGGCAAAAGCAACAUGGUUUCUGAAAAGAUCGAUGUUUACUCGUUUGGGAUUGUAAUGUGGGAAUUGCUCACUGGUGAAGAGCCUUACGCAGAUAUGCACUGUGCUUCUAUAAUAGGAGGUAUAGUGAAUAAUACAUUGCGUCCGAAAAUCCCACAGUGGUGUGAUCCAGAGUGGAAAGGAUUGAUGGAAAGUUGUUGGGCAUCUGAGCCAACAGAGAGACCAUCCUUUGCUGAUAUAUCACAGAAGCUCAGGAAUAUGGCUGCUGCUAUGAAUCUGAAAUAAAAUAAAAUAAAAAGAAGAAUAAAGAUGAUUGGUGAUGAUGAUGAAGAAAAAGAAGAUGGCGAUGGUGCAUGGCUUCUAUUUACUUGGGUUUUUAUAAAAAGUAUAGUUAAGCCUAUUUUAAGUUACCACUUGGUUUUACGGUACCAGCGUUUUUUAUGGGUAUAUAUAUAAGUUAAAAUCUUGAAUUUAGAGGAUUUUGUUAUGGAACUUUUGAUCAAGCAAUGUGUUAGUUGCUGCACUUGAUGAUCACUGAGCUCUGUCUCUGGUUCAUAUUGUUUUCUUCUUUCUAUUGGGGUGUAUAUAGAACUUGUGGUUGCAGACCGGUUACAUUCCUUCUUUGUAUUGCUUGAAGAAAGGUUAAUAAUAUUGUUGUUCUUAAAA
Molecule: messenger RNA, 3777 nt
Organism: Raphanus sativus (radish)
Lineage: Eukaryota; Viridiplantae; Streptophyta; Magnoliopsida; Brassicales; Brassicaceae
Biological process (GO): protein phosphorylation; signal transduction
Cellular component (GO): cytoplasm
Molecular function (GO): ATP binding; protein kinase activity; protein binding
Source: RefSeq, a predicted model, not a curated record